ACUGUCAACAGUGUCAACUUUGAAGGUUAUGCCGAUUUUCCAAUGAAAGUUUAUUUUACAACGUAAAUAAACUUUAAUUACCUAUUUACAUAACAGUUUAGUACCUGAUAGUCAGUUUUCUCUAAUAAGAAUGUGGCCAAUUCUGAUGCAGUUUCUGCGGAGCAACGCUCCCUAUUUGACACUUCCCUUUGCGGCCGUCAUAGGCGUUAUAGGGUACAACUUAGAGGGAUACUUCUCUGACAGAUACACUCCUUAUAACAAAGCGAUAGAAGACCAGAGACUAGACAGAUUGGAAGACAAGCUACUCACAGACCCCACGAAUGUCGAGAAGUUGAAGUAUAAAGAAAACGUUUUAGGCAAAAAUGUGUCGCCGUCGCUGCAAAAAUAAAUAGAACAAUUAUGUCUUACGUAAUGUAUCAAGAAUUAAUUGAGCGGUUGUUAUAUGCAAUAGACGCUGCGUCCAACGCAUGCGAUCAACGGAACUCAGUGAAAAUGAUAGUGCAGUAGAGUAGCUAACAAACGAUCGCACCAUACCAAGACCUUGGAUUUUUUUUACGUAUGUGAGAGUCGAGAAAAAUAACUCUUUCUCGCUCCCUCUUACAGGUCUAUGCUACUUUAAGCGCACAGUCAUUUUUCAUACAUUCCUUGAACGCAUGCGUUCAAUAUAUGUAGACUUAUAAUUACCUACUACAUAUAGAUAGUUUAAUCCUUUUCAAGAAUACCUAAAGACAUCGGUUACUAAUUGUACCUAUUGCGCCAAUUGCGCCAUACACAAUGAAUAGUUAUGAUACAAGUGCGAAAUAUAAAAUCGCAACCGUGGCAUUAUUUGAAAACACGACUGGAAAGCUUUGAAUUGACACAAUUUCGAACGUGUAUCGAUACAUAUGGCCAUUUAAAUUUUAGACGUUACGUAAUGCGCUUAUGACUAUAACUUUUACUAUGAGGUCAACACCAAAAUCGAGAAAAAAUAAUACUCCCACGGAAUAUCUCAAGAACAUAGUAUACAUUUAUUGCGAUUUUAGAGUAGUCCCGUACUAUAAGUUGCUCAGAGGCGGUUGUAUCUACAUAUAUUAGUUUAGAUAUUAUAAAUACUUAAAUGAAUUUAAUUGUAAAUAAAUAGUAGUUGGACAGCCGUUAAUAUUGUAAUAAACGUUUUGUUUUAAA
Leguminivora glycinivorella is the source of this 1164-nucleotide messenger RNA. RefSeq names its product small integral membrane protein 12. The transcript has 3 exons. The record is from RefSeq and is a predicted model, not a curated record. The coding region runs from base 131 to 388 and encodes 85 amino acids. NCBI's taxonomy places the organism in Eukaryota, Metazoa, Arthropoda, Insecta, Lepidoptera, Tortricidae.